GCAAACCCCAUGCCUCGGAAGCAACUUUUUUCUACUCUACACACCUAUGUUGGCCGCACCAUCACAAUAAUUGUCUAACAAGUAUCCUACGCUACUCACUGCUACGUAUGGUCGCCGGCCCGUACAGAUGACCGCCGGUCUGAUGCGGAGGUUAUUCUCGUCGUCUACUCGCGCGCAGCUUUCUUCGCGACUUGCAUCGAACCACCUUACCGCACCUCGACUGCUAGGAUUGAAGCAAUACCAAAGAACACUCAGUAACAUCCGGCCACGUGAAGCUUCGGUUUCCAAGACAUGGUUCACCAGUACUACCGUAUCACUGUGCUCCUCGAACUCGGAUAUACGGCCACCGGAUGAGCGGACGCUGAAGCUGGGUCGAACAAUUCGUAUGCUUCAUGAGCGCCUUCCCGAAUUAUUAGUGUCGCCUCUGCCACAAGAUAUACUCUCUCCGCACAUCACUCUUCAUCUUUUCCCGUCGACUCAUCCCCACCUACCGACCGUGAGAGGCAAACUUGCAUAUACAGCAGCAUUAUGGACAGCACCUGUGGCUUGGGGUCGAGUCCCUGUGCUAGGGAAUGUGAAGUUGGCAAUACUAUCCGAGCGCAUGGUUAAAAAUGGAGGGUCAUGCUCACCAACGCAUCUCCGGCAUGAAAAAUUGAUUGUUAAAUGGAAGACCUGUGGCAAGUCAGAUACAGCGAACAAGUCGGUCAGUGGAGCAUCAGGAAAGGUUUCCAGCUCGUCGUCAGUAUCUGGCAGCCACGACGAAGAGUUCACUGGCAUCUUUGUAUUCGAGUUCGAUGAAGAAGGACGGAUCAUCAAUCACACCAUCGAACGUGCCGAAGAGAAUGGCAACUGGGACAAAACGGCCAAAGUCAUCAGUGUGACUGAUUGGCUCCUUGGGCGAGCAUGGGGAAAGAGAGGCGAAGAAGCAGUCCCCAGUCUAGCUUUCGUUCGGAGUGACUGUGAUCGGAGGCCAAAUCGCAAUGAUUCCGGCAGAGGAAGGCAUUCAUAGACCGCAAAGGCCAUGUCAAUCAAAGGUUGGGUUCAAUAUCGGACCAAUACCCUUGGCAACCUGGUCAUGCAUAUCACAAUAGCCAUUGUAGCGGCGGUCGACAGUUUUCCACGGCCUCAUUCCCAGUAAGCUAUGUAAGUUCAUGACAGGCGCAAAAUGUAGGGCACAAUGGGUUACGGCUGCUCUUUUUGUAUUGUAUCACUACCACUAACCCCUACACUCUGUAAACAAUAAACAUCUUUUCUCUCAGCUUCUAGCUGAAUGUAAGUCGGCGUCAGGAGUGUCAAUAGCAGAUUCGAAAGAGGCUGGAAGUCAAGGACAACUAUCGACUUGAACUGCACAC
Messenger RNA from Aaosphaeria arxii CBS 175.79, 1352 nucleotides. RefSeq lists its product as uncharacterized. The coding region runs from base 128 to 1009 and encodes 293 amino acids. NCBI's taxonomy places the organism in Eukaryota, Fungi, Ascomycota, Dothideomycetes, Pleosporales. The transcript has 2 exons. The record is from RefSeq and is a predicted model, not a curated record.